Dromiciops gliroides (monito del monte) is the source of this 4113-nucleotide messenger RNA. RefSeq names its product myosin XIX (gene MYO19). Bases 429 to 3347 code for a protein of 972 amino acids. Gene Ontology annotation, molecular function: microfilament motor activity; ATP binding; actin filament binding. Gene Ontology annotation, biological process: vesicle transport along actin filament; actin filament organization. The transcript is spliced from 26 exons. Gene Ontology annotation, cellular component: myosin complex; actin cytoskeleton; cytoplasm. Lineage: Eukaryota; Metazoa; Chordata; Mammalia; Microbiotheria; Microbiotheriidae. The record is from RefSeq and is a predicted model, not a curated record.
GGUCCUGGGAGUGACUGGGGCGUGGGGAAGCCUCUCCCAGAGAGCUCGGGGCGCUCCCUUUCCUCCGUGGUUCUUUGUCUUUUCUCCGCCCGAGGGAGCCUGGGACCCUGCUGGAGCCGAGAAUCUUGCAGGGUCAUUUCUUACCCCCACCCCCAGCCCGGGCUAUCCCAGGAAUGCGGUGAGGGUGACCUGGCGCUGCUCCCUGCUCGCGAAGUCUUCCUCUGCUGCUCAAACCAACCAAGAGCAGGGAGAACCCGAGGAAGCUGACCUGGGCGAAAGUCUUAGCCAGUUACGCGUGGAAUUGACCCACCCAGGAUCCCCGAAAGGUGCUCCAUUUGACCUUAUACUGGUUCCUCCAGACCAAACCCCUUCACAGUGCCAAUGUUCCAGUUGUCCCACGUUCAGAACCAUAAAAUCCUCUUCAUCUGAUGACCCAAAGCCCCAGUUGGAAAGAAAGCAGUAUGCUACAGCAGGUCAAUGGCCAAGAAACAAGCUCCCUCUCCUCUGGCAGUGACCCUCUCACAGAAGAUCUGCAGGUCUUCCUGGGGAACAAGGUCCAGUUAACUGAUCUGGAUGACCUCACGAAGGUGAACCCUGUGACUCCAGCCACAGUCCUGAGGUGUCUGCAGGAGAGGUACCAAGCGGACGUGUUCUACACCAAUGCUGGCUGCACCCUUGUGGCUCUGAACCCCUUUAAGCCUGUCCCUUACCUCUAUUGCCCUGAGCUGAUGAGAGACUACCACUUGGCACCACAACUCCAGAAAUUGAAGCCUCAUAUCUUCACUGUGGGUGAGCAGACCUACAGGAAUGUCAAGAGCUUGCUGGAGCCUGUCGACCAGUCCAUCAUUGUUAGUGGGGAGAGCGGAGCAGGGAAGACCUGGACAUCCCGGUGCUUGAUGAAGUUCUAUGCCACAGUGGCCAAUGCCUCUGCCUCUCAGGAGAGCCAUGACAGAGUGGAGAGAAUCGAGAAGAGAGUCCUGGAUUCUAAUCCCGUCAUGGAGGCUUUUGGGAAUGCUUGUACGCUCCGCAAUAACAACAGCAGCCGUUUUGGGAAGUACAUCCAGCUCCAGCUGAACAGGGCUCAGCAGAUGACGGGGGCCUCUGUCCAGACGUACCUCCUGGAGAAAACUCGAAUUGCCUACCAGGCCCCACUGGAGAGGAAUUUUCAUAUCUUCUAUCAGAUUACCAAAGGAGCCAGUUCCAGUGAAAGGCUAGAGUGGCACCUGCCUGAGGGAGCAGCUUUCCAUUGGCUGCCCAAUCCUGAGAGGACCUUGGAAGAGGAUUGCUUUGAAGUGACAAGAGAUGCAAUGCUCCACCUGGGUAUCAACCACGCUACACAGAAUAACAUCUUUAAGGUCUUGUCAGGGUUGCUGCACCUCGGUAAUAUCCACUUUGAGGAUCCAGAGGAUGAAUCCCAGGUUUGCCAGCCACAGGAAGAUGCUAAAUGUUUUGUAAUGACGACGGCCUCUCUGUUGCGGAUCCCCGAGGAGGAGCUGAUGGAGACACUGCAAGUGCGAAUGAUCACAGCUGGGAAGCAGCGGCAGGUCUUCAGGAAGCCCUGCUCCCGGGCUGAAUGUGAGACCAGGAGGGACUGUCUGGCCAAGGUCACCUAUGCCCGGUUAUUUGACUGGUUGGUGUCAGUCAUCAAUGGGAGCAUCUGUGCAGAGCCCUCCACCUGGACUUCCUUCAUUGGGCUGCUGGAUGUAUACGGGUUUGAAUGUUUCCCCAACAACAACCUGGAGCAGCUGUGCAUUAACUAUGCCAAUGAGAAGCUGCAGCAGCACUUUGUGGCUCACUACCUGAGGGCCCAGCAAGAGGAAUAUGCUGCUGAGGGCCUGGAGUGGUCCUUCAUCAGCUACCAGGACAAUCAGAGUUGUCUGGACCUGAUUGAAGGGAGCCCGGUCAGCAUCUGUUCCCUCAUCAAUGAGGAGUGUCGCCUCAAUCGGCUGUCCAAGGCCGGCCAGCUCCAGACCCGUAUUGAGAACACUCUGUCCGGCAAUGCCAGCCUGAGCCACAACAAGCUCAGCAAGGACCCCAACUUUGUCAUCGCCCACUAUGCGGGCCCUGUGCAGUAUCAGAUCGAGGGCAUGGUGGAGAAAAACAAGGAUCCAGUUCCCCCAGAACUGACUCGGCUCCUGCAGCAUUCCCAGGACUUUCUGCUCCAGAAACUGUUUCCUUCCCAAGAAAAGGAACCAAAUGACCUUUCAGGCCAGAGCAGAGCCCCUGUGGUUACCGUGGUCUCCAAGUUCAAGAGCUCCCUGGAUCAGCUCAUGCAGAUCCUGCACAGCACCACACCCCAUUACAUUCGCUGUAUCAAGCCCAACAGCCAAGGCCGCGCCCAGAAGUUCCAGGCAAAAGAGGUCCUGAGCCAACUUGAAGCCUGUGGCAUAGUGGAGACUGUUCACAUCAGUGCUGCUGGCUUUCCCAUCAGGGUCUCUUUUCAAAGCUUCCUCGAGAGGUACAACCUGCUGAGAAAGUCCCAGCCCAGCCCCUCUUCCAGAAUGCCCAGCUCUUCCCCCACAGAGGAGCACCCAGGACAGCGGCUGGGCCCUGAGGAGGAUGCCCCACUUCGAUCCCUUGUCAGGGACAUUCUUCUGACGCUGCCCCCAACAGCUCAGACAGCAGGUGCUCCCAGAGACCGCCCAGAGGGCAGGCUGCCUCCCAGCCCCAUUCACUGUGGCAGAACCAAGGUUUUCCUUACUGACUCUAUGCUGGAGCUGCUAGAAUACCGUCGUGUGCAGACCCUGAAUAAGUGUGCUCGAUGCAUCCAGUUCUGUUGGCGAAGGCACCAGCAUAGAAAGCUGGAGAAGCAGAGACGGGCAGCCACUCUUCUACAAGCAGCUACUCGCUCCUGGCUGACACGGAAACGGAUCCAAAGGCUGCAUGCUGCUGCAACCAGCAUCAAGCGUGCCUGGAAGAAAUGGAGGGCCAAAAUGGAUUCCCUGGUAUCCAUAGAACUAGAUGAUGUGGAAGAAAACUGCUUCACCAAAGUGCCUUGCCCGCCACUCUCCACCACACCACCAUGGCCCCCACGUGCAACAAUCCAGCUCUGGCCUCUAGGACUCGUGCUGUCAAACGCACCUAUGGGUAUAAUCAGGAUGCGGAGGAACCUGUCCCUGCAGGCUUGUCUGCAAAUUCCUUGUCACGGCAGCACCCACAAGGUGGAGGCCACCCAGCAUGACCAGGCUGGCAUCACCUCCAUCAGAGCACUGCCUCAGGGCUCCAUCAGGUUUCACUGCAAGAAGUCCCCCUUGCUGUACGCCAACAUCAGCCCUGAGCCCCAGAACGACGACAUCACUGGCUUUAAUCAGAUCCUGCUGGACAGACAGAGACUGAUCCCAGUGUGACGCUCUUCUUGCCCUUAGCUCCUGCCCACCCUCUGGGGUGGGUCGAGUCUUCAUACACUGCACUUUUGUCUCCUCCAGGACUGGACCUCCAGAUGCCUUUGUGAAGCACAGUAUUCCUUCCAGACACCCAGUUACCCUCCCCCAGGGACCUCAAUUGUACCUGAGAGACUGAACCUCCCCCUGAGCCCAGCUUUUAGAAACACUGAUUCUGAGCGAGUUAGCAGCCCUGGUGGGGAUGAGGCCUGGGGCACUUUGGCCUUCAGGCUCAUGCUCCCCAGGCACAGUGCAGCUCCUUCAGGUAGGAAGGGGAAAGGGUCAGUGCAGAUUUUUAACAGUGGGAUUCAGAAGAACGAGGGCUCUCCCCACCUCCUUAAAUAACUAUGUGUCUAUACUCUAUUCUUUUAUUCCUGUUGAGUCAAGUUAGAACUUGGCCACUCAGCUCUUUGGAUAGUGCUGGGUGAAGGCAGUGGGAAUUUGGCCGAAAGGCACAGACUCAUUACUUGAUAAAGUCUAUAUAAUAGUCUUACGCUGUCACUCUUUAAAGUUACUUCAAAUGAUUAUACCAAAGAUGAUGAUCUGGGGAAAAUGAAAAGAGCUUGCACUGAAAUCAAUAACUCCCAAUUUUAUUUAAAUGUCAUUACUAGUCCCAUCUAGGAACAAGCUCAGCUAAGCUGAUGAUGUAUAGGAGAGGGAAAUCUUGCCAAACAAACCCCCCUCCUCGGCUUGUGAUGUGCACCAACAAAAAAUAAAACGUUUAAAAGAGCCA